Molecule: messenger RNA, 1818 nt
Organism: Pipra filicauda (Wire-tailed manakin)
Lineage: Eukaryota; Metazoa; Chordata; Aves; Passeriformes; Pipridae
Product: fibrillin-2-like
Molecular function (GO): calcium ion binding
Source: RefSeq, a predicted model, not a curated record
AUGGACGACGAGCCAAAACGGAGCCAGACGCCGCUCCCAAAUCAGCAUCUUCUGCCUUCCAUCCCUCCCUGCUGCGGAGAGAGAGUUGUUUGUGCGGCUCGCACGCAGCUGCCAGGACCUGCCCCAGGAAUGGCCGCUGCUCCCUCCUCACGUGACAGCCUGAGAAAAUGUGAUGUUGAUGAAUGCCAGGCUAUCCCUGGAGUCUGCCAAGGAGGACACUGCAUUAAUUCAGUAGGUUCUUAUGAGUGCAAGUGUCCUGUUGGUCACAAACAGAACAAGGAAACUCAAAAAUGUGAUGAUAUUAAUAAAUGUAAUGGGGAUGCCAACAUCUGCCUCUUUGGGUCUUGUACAAACACCAAAGGAGGUUUCCAGUGCAUUUGUCCUACAGGUUUUGUGCUCUCUGAUAAUGGACGGAGAUGUUUUGAUACUCGUCAGAGCUUCUGUUUCACUAACUUUGAGAAUGGGAAAUGCUUAGUGCCAAAGGCUUUCAACACCACAAAGGCAAAGUGUUGCUGCAGUAAAAUGCCAGGAGAAGGAUAGGGUGAUCCUUGCGAGCUCUGUCCAAAGGAAAAAGAAGUUGCUUUUCAGGACCUGUGUCCUUAUGGUCAUGGAACUAUUCCUGGAAUUAAUGAUACCCAUGAAGAUGUCAAUGAAUGCCUUGAGAGCCCAGGAAUUUGCUCCAAUGGUCACUGUAUCAAUACUGAUGGAUCGUUCUGCUGUGAGUGCCCCAUGGGAUACAGCUUGGAUUUUACUGGAGUACAUUGCAUCAAUACUGAUGAAUGUUCAAUUGGCAACCCGUGUGGAAAUGGUACGUGCACUAAUGUGGUUGGCAGUUUUGAGUGCAGCUGCCAUGAAGGAUUUGAGCCAGGCCCAAUGAUGAAUUGUGAAGAUAUAAAUGAGUGUGCUCAGAACACCUUGCUGUGUGCUUUUCGUUGUGUUAACACCUAUGGUUUCUACGAGUGCACCUGCUCAGUCGGGUACAAACUAAGAGAAGACAGAAAGAUGUGCAAAGAUCUAGAUGAGUGUGCUGAAGGUCUCCAUGACUGUGAAUCAAGAGGCAUGAUCUGCAAAAAUUUGAUUGGUACCUUCCUGUGCAUUUGCCCUCCUGGAAUGACCUGGAGACUACCUGAUGGAGAAGGAUGCACAGAUGAAAACGAGUGCCGGACCAAGCCAGGUGUCUGUGAAAAUGGUCGUUGUGUGAAUGUUGUUGGGAGCUACAGAUGUGAAUGUAAUGAAGGGUUCCUAUCAAGUCUAUCAGGCAUUGAGUAUCUUGAUAAUCACCAAAGGUUUUGCUUUGCUGAAGUUCUACAAACAAUGUGUCAGAUGGCUUCCAGCAGCCAGAAUCUUGUCACUAAAUCUGAGUGCUGCUGUGAUGGAGGCCAGGGCUGGAGGAACCAGUGUAUGCAAUUCAAUGCCCGCUGCCCAGAACCGUACAAGAAACUCUGUCCCCACGGACCAGGCUAUACCACAGAUGGAAGAGAUAUUGAUGAAUGUAAGGUCAUGCGAAAUCCAUGCAGAAAUGAACAGUGUAUUAACACAAUGGGCUCCUUCCAAUGCUUCUGCAAAGCUGGUCGCACCACUGACAUCAGUGGCACAUCUUGUGAUGACAUUGAUAAGUGCUCCCAGUCUCCUAGACCAUGCAAUUUUAUCUGCAAGAACUCAGAUGGGAGCUACCAGUGCUCAUGCCCUCGGGGCUACAUCCUUCAGGAAGAUGGAAAGACAUGUAAAGAUCUUGAUGAAUGUCAAACCAAACAACACAACUGUCAGUUUCUCUCCUCCCUUGGAGGCUUCACAUGCAAAUGUCCACCUGGUUUUUAA